This is a messenger RNA of Ananas comosus (pineapple), 1630 nucleotides long. Its product is annotated as malonyl-CoA-acyl carrier protein transacylase, mitochondrial. The record is from RefSeq and is a predicted model, not a curated record. Gene Ontology annotation, molecular function: [acyl-carrier-protein] S-malonyltransferase activity. Bases 290 to 1273 code for a protein of 327 amino acids. NCBI's taxonomy places the organism in Eukaryota, Viridiplantae, Streptophyta, Magnoliopsida, Poales, Bromeliaceae. The transcript has 10 exons.
UCCCCGCUCCCUCCUCCUCUCCCUCUCCGCCCCCUUCGUGAACUCCGCCGCGCUUCUCCAUCCCUUUAUAUACACGUCUCCCCCACUCUCAUGCGCGCAAUCCCUCUUCCCCCACCGUACCCUACGUUCGCCCCUCGCCUCCCCAGCUCUCAUCUCCUCGAUCUCGCUCCCAUGGCGUCGGCGUCGUUCGCGCUCCUCCCCUCCCCCCCCGCCUCCCCCCGGCCAUGUCGCCGCCGCAGCAGCUCGAAUCUCGCCGUUUCCGAGGAGCUUAUGGAGAUCUAGGGUUUCCAUGAGCGUCUCCGUCGGAUCGGAAGUGUCCGUGUCGCAUGAUGCGCUCUUCAAGGAUUGCAAGCCCACCUGCGCCUUCCUCUUCCCCGGCCAGGGUGCCCAAACUGUCGGAAUGGGUGUGGAAGCUCAGAGUGUGCCGGCAGCUGCUGAACUAUACAAGAAAGCGAAUGACAUUCUUGGAUUUGAUCUGUUAGAUGUUUGCACCAAUGGGCCAAAAGAGAAACUUGAUUCCACAGUUAUAAGCCAGCCAGCUAUAUAUGUAACCAGCCUUGCUGCAGUUGAGGUUCUUCGUGCACGUGAUGGAGGUCAAGAGAUAAUUGAUUCUGUGGAUGUCACUUGUGGUCUGAGUUUGGGAGAAUAUACAGCUCUUGCUUUUGCUGAUGCUUUUAGCUUUGAGGAUGGUCUCAAGCUUGUAAAGCUAAGAGGAGAAGCCAUGCAGGAUGCUGCAGAUGCUGCUGGUAGUGCUAUGGUUAGUGUGAUUGGACUUGAUUCAGAGAAGGUGCAGUUGUUAUGUGAUGCUGCCAAUGAGGAAGUUGACGAGGAAAAUAAAGUCCAGAUAGCAAACUUCUUAUGCCCUGGUAAUUAUGCGGUUUCUGGUGGGGUGAAAGGAAUUGAAGCGGUUGAAGCAAAGGCAAAGUCAUUCAAGGCUCGGAUGACGGUACGGCUUGCGGUGGCGGGUGCUUUCCACACAAGCUUUAUGGAGCCAGCAGUCUCAAGAUUGGAAGCUGCUUUGGCUUCAACUGAAAUUAGAACUCCAAAAAUACCCGUGAUUUCUAAUGUGGAUGCGCAAGCUCACUCGGAUCCUGAUACAAUCAAGAAGAUUUUGGCUCGUCAGGUGACCUCUCCUGUACAGUGGGAAUUGACGGUGAAGACACUCUUGGGUAAAGGUCUAAAGAAAAGCUAUGAAUUGGGACCUGGAAAGGUUAUAGCCGGAAUACUGAAGAGGAUGGAUAAGGGUGCUGCGAUUGAAAAUAUCGGAGCUUAAGCUUGCUAUAAAAAAAGCCCAUUCCACUUGCAUAUUUCUCCAUUGAUGCAAAUUAGACCAAAUCGACCUUUAGGGUAUUCAAUAGUUCGCAAGCGAGAGGGAAUCUUUGACUCAUGAGUUAUGCGCAAUAGAGCAAAGUCCGUACAAGAUGGUUAAAUUAGUCGGUCGCGAUUUUAUUGUUCUUCCUUUAUGUAUGUAAUUGUUCUAAUCACGAUUCAGCUUAGAAAACUUGCCUUGUGCACUGCUGUGAUAUCUCCUGGCUUUUUCAGAAAUUUUGUUGGAUCAUUUAAUCUGAACAUAUGUUGUGUGUUAUCUUUUUAGUCAACAAUAUGAGCUGUUGGAUUCAAUCUUUGUUUA